AUGGAACCAGCCAAUAGCAGCACUACCUCUGGCUUCAUUCUCCUCGGAGUUUCAUCCCGGCCAGAGCGGCAGGGCCCCCUCUUUGCCCUCUUCUUGGCCAUGUACCUGGCUUCAGCCCUGGGCAAUGCCACCAUCCUGGCAGCCAUUCACAUGAACAACCACCUACUCCAUGCCCCCAUGUACUUCUUCCUCAACCACCUCUCACUGGUGGACCUGGGCCUCACCAGUGCUGUGGUGCCCAAGCUGCUGGCUGGGACACUUACAGGGGACUGGGGCAUCUCCUAUGCUGGCUGCCUGGCCCAGAUGUACUUCUUCAUUGCCUUUGGCAUCACUGACAGCUUUCUGCUAGCUGCCAUGGCACUGGACCGCUACAUGGCUGUAUGCCACCCACUGCGCUAUGCCAUCAUAAUGAGCCCCCGCUUCUGCUGGGCACUGGUGACUUCCUCAUGGCUAGUAGCCCACCUUCAUAGCCUCCUCCACACCCUGCUGAUGUCCCGCCUAUCCUUCUGUGCCACCCGUCAUGUAGCCUGCUUCUUCUGUGAUGUCUUCCCUCUCCUCAAGCUCUCCUGCUCCAAUGCCCGGCUCAAUGUGCUGGUGGUCCACACCGAGGGGGCCAUGGUGGUUAAUGGGGCCCUGCUCUUCAUCCUCCUGUCCUACACCCGCAUAGCAGCUGCUGUCCUCAAGGUCCCAUCAGCUGCUGGCAAAAGGAAGGCCUUUUCCACAUGUGGGGCUCACCUCACAGUGGUGGGCCUCUUCUAUGGCACCAUCAUCUGGGUCUACUUCCAGCCCUCAGCCAGCUUCUCAGCUGAGAAGGACUUGCUGGCUGCCAUCAUGUACACCAUGGUGACCCCCAUGCUCAACCCCUUCAUCUACACUCUGAGGAAUGAUGAGAUGAAGGGGACCCUGCGGAGAGCCCUGGGCCAGGUACGGGCCACCCAUGGGGCCUAG
This is a messenger RNA of Alligator mississippiensis (American alligator), 948 nucleotides long. RefSeq names its product olfactory receptor 1L6. Gene Ontology annotation, biological process: G protein-coupled receptor signaling pathway. The record is from RefSeq and is a predicted model, not a curated record. Gene Ontology annotation, cellular component: membrane. The transcript has a single exon. Gene Ontology annotation, molecular function: G protein-coupled receptor activity; olfactory receptor activity. Lineage: Eukaryota; Metazoa; Chordata; Crocodylia; Alligatoridae. Bases 1 to 948 code for a protein of 315 amino acids.